Trichosurus vulpecula (common brushtail) is the source of this 435-nucleotide messenger RNA. Its product is annotated as ovomucoid-like. The record is from RefSeq and is a predicted model, not a curated record. Gene Ontology annotation, molecular function: protein binding. The transcript is spliced from 6 exons. The coding region runs from base 1 to 435 and encodes 144 amino acids. Lineage: Eukaryota; Metazoa; Chordata; Mammalia; Diprotodontia; Phalangeridae.
AUGACUUCAAAAACUAAGUAUAGACAAUGUGAGGUUGACUGGAUCUUCAGGGACUUCUGGUUUGUGGGUGUGUUGAAAUCUAUCCUGCCUUACAAGAAAGUAAGGGGAAAAGAGGUUGAUUGCUCUAGAUACCCCAGCACCAGCAAGGGUAUAAUAUGCCCUGAUUCCUUCAAACCAAUCUGUGGUACUGAUAAGAAAACUUAUGCGAAUGAAUGUGCACUCUGUGCUACUAAUGCAGAAAAAGGGCUGAACAUUAAGAAACUGCAUAAUGGGGAAUGUAUUGAGUGCCCAACAGAAGAACAAACUGCCUGUACCAUGGAAUAUAUGCCCCACUGUGGAUCUGAUAACCGUACUUAUGCAAACAAAUGUGCCUUCUGCAAUGCUGUUGUGAGGAGCCAUAAUUCUCUGACCUUAAAGCAUAUUGGCAAAUGCUGA